This is a messenger RNA of Moneuplotes crassus, 2574 nucleotides long. The record is from the annotation of a GenBank genome assembly. NCBI's taxonomy places the organism in Eukaryota, Ciliophora, Spirotrichea, Euplotida, Euplotidae.
UUUCUAUAACUCCUUCUACUCAAAAUAGAUAUCCACUAGGCUAGUUCUCUCGUUCAUCUGUUUCUUUAAAAAUUCAGAAAUUUGUCCUAAAUUCCUCUUUAAGCAUAUUUUUUUUACAUUUUCGCUGAAGUUUGAGAAUAAGUGAUCGGGAACUAGCUAUGAGAUUUUGAGAAGUAAGUGUUUGGAGUGCUAGGGAUGAGGCAAUGAGUUUUAGCAUGGGUGAUAUCUAGAGGGGGGUUUAGGAAAAUUUUGUAAAAGGUUGGCAUUGGACAUGGUAAUGGAAUUAGAAGGUGAUUGAGGGUUAAUAGAAGUCGGGAUUAGCUUUUAGAAGGUUAGAAUGUUUUAUAUAUAAUGUUCAGGUUAUAAUGACAAAAAUUAAAAUAUUUGGUUUUAGAGAUAAAAUUACAAAUAAAUCAAGUACUUUCUCUUACUCCUUCAAAACUCCCUAAUUCACCACCUACACCCCUACCCUCAACCCCCAAUUUUCUGAAUCUUUCCAAUAAAAUUUCUCCACUAAAAUUUUUUCUUUUUCAAUUUUCUUUCUCCAAAUUUUUGAAAUUUCUUUUCCCACUCAAAUUCCUAAAACCUCUCCAAUCCUUAACCUGGCUUAACAGGCUAGGCAGGCCAGCCCAGCUAGCCCACUUGGGCUAGCUGGGCGGUGCCUAAUUGGUUAAGAGACUUUUAGGAUUUUUGUAGCUUUGAGAUUUUGUGCGAACAGAGUUCAUUAAAAUUUAGCCAAUUUCUUGAGAAGCAUCGAUGUGUUCGGCCAAACCCCGGAACUUGUAGCAGGGAAAAGGAGAAAGUGUAUUGAAGCAUGAAAAUAAGGCAGCUCUGUUGGUAGUGAUCUCUGGAGUAGCGGCUUUUGGGGUGAUUUUGGUACUAGAGCCGAUUGAACUUGAGAAAAAUAAUACAGUUACAGAAACAAGAACUACAGAUGGGACUUGUCCUACUGCUCCUGAAGAGAUCCCCGACUCGUUCGCUCCAAAUGAUUGGUAUACAGACUAUGAUGAUGGAAACACUUACUAUACUAAUUAUUCUACUCUUUCAGGAGUUUAUCAAAAAUAUGAGGCAAAGGGAAAUUUUGAUAAUUUCUACGAAAAUCCAAAUUAUUUUUAUCCGAUAAAUGCUGGCUUUCAGAUUGCAUUUAAGUUUUCCAAGGCUUAUGACCCAAAUCUUAAUCUUGUUUUGAGCGGGUCAUUGAUCCAAAACAGCAACUCAUUUCCAAUCCAAAUUGAGAGUUGUCAGACACAGUUAUAGGGAGUUUUCCGGCCAGUCUUCAAGCGCAAGCGGUUGCGAUGAAUAUUUCGGACUAUUUAUGAUUUUCUGCAAGUUCUGUGAUUUCCAUAGCUAGUAAUUUCUUAGGAACACUGAGAUCAGUGGCUAUUGCUCAGACGCUACAAUGCUACGACUCAGGCGCAGGAGCAUUCUGUAACCCUUCAAUAUCCGAUUACAUUCAGGAUCUAGAACUAGAUAUAAUCUAUGUGCAAGCAGAAUACUCUGAUAUAAACUUCCAAGGCUUCACUUACACCCUCCAAAAAGAGACUCUGGCUGCUAUAAAUGGAAUGACUAACAGACUUAUGUUCAGACUUCGGAACAUGCAGUACGUGUCAAGUUCAGGAAGUUAUUAUCAAGGUUACUAUAUUCAGGUCCAGAAGAUGAUGUACAGGUCAUAUUUUGUUAAUCCAUUCGAGAUCUGGCUUGAAUGUGAUGAACAAGUAGAAUCAUACCAGGAUAUAUCCAUAAACCAGUACCUUCCAAAAUACCCUCCAAAUUACAGGAAUUUGCAGACAGCUCAGAACUCUACUAAUGUUAAGAAGGAAAAGGACACUCAAAAAUUGAUUCCUAGGAUACUUUACAUAUGCUCUAACCUAGGAGGGCUCUACAUCAUCUUGUUCUUCAUAUUAGGAACUUUUCUUAGGCCAAUAUUAGACAAGCUCACUGAAGUGAGCUUGGUCGCACUCUACUCUCAUAAGAAGUUCCUCGGAAAGGUUGAAAAGAGUGAGAGCGAGAAAUUCCUCAGGAUUAAAGAGAAGAAAGUUCAAGAGUACAAAGAGCUGGCUACCAAGAGUAAACUCGACCUGAACAUGGUGAAUGAAAGUGAUGAUACAGUAAAGAGUCAAUAUUUCAGGCCCAGAUCAUAUGACUCAAAUGACUUCUUGAAAAGCCUCUUCCCUUGUAGAAAUAGAGAUGCAAAGAUGCUACAAAGAGAAAUAGAGUACUGCAGAAAUAAAGAAUCUCUGAAUAGGAAGAGAGAUAUUAUCAAUCAGAUAACUAGAGUAGAUAUGCUUCAGACAAAAGCAGCCAUGUUAGAAGAUAUUACCAAUGAAUUGCAUUUGGAAUUACUAAAUCAUGAUGAAAGAGAAUUUAAUUCUAAAUUCCCACACAAAAGAACCUCCUCCCUCAAAUCCCCGCCCCUCAAACCCCCCGCUCAAACUCCCCAAAAUCCUGCAGAAACCACCAAAUCCCCAAAACCUCUCAAAAAAUCCAAAAAGUCCAAAAAACGAAAAUCCAAGCACAAAUCAAAAUCCCAGUCAAAAUCCCAAAAUCACACCUAAACCCAUAAUCUCCCCAAAA